Molecule: messenger RNA, 297 nt
Organism: Penicillium riverlandense
Lineage: Eukaryota; Fungi; Ascomycota; Eurotiomycetes; Eurotiales; Aspergillaceae
Exons: 1
Coding region: 1-297 (98 amino acids)
Source: RefSeq, a predicted model, not a curated record
AUGCACAAUACCACCACCAGCAAGGGCAGACAUGUCAUAGAUCCUAAUGGCUGGCACGGGACCUUCGCCUUCAAGGCCAGCGAUCAACUCCUACGUGAAUAUCAUGUUGCAUCACACGGGUAUACCAACGGCAAAGAGGACUUUGUUCUUAAGGAAGCUACUCAUACCUCGGAGAAGGCAGACAACAUUCGCCGUGGUGGGCCGCACUCUGAUAAGGUUGUUUGGCCACCCGAGGAGCUCCUUGAAGAAUAUAAAGACAGUCCCAUCGGCUACUCACACCUACCAGGUCAAAGUUAG